UAAAAAAAAAAAAAAAAUUUUAUAAAUCGAGAAAAAGUGAUAAUGAAGUGAAAUAUAAGCUUUAAGAUAAAUAAUUAUGCAUUCUAAAUAUAAUUCGAUGUGUUUGAUUUUGAAAAAUUUUGACAUUUUUGAAAAAUAUCUUUGGAAUUUUUUUACAGUAGAUUAGUAAAUUUAAAAUAAUUUUUCGCGAAUAAAAAAAAGAACGCCUUUACAAAAAUUUUUUUAUAUAAUAAAUAUUUGUAAUGGAAAAUCAAUCGUGUGGAGAUACUGAAAGCCUUAUUGGAUCUCCAAUUUUAAAUAGACAAAAUGUGAACGAUACUUGUAAUCUAAAUAUAAUAAGUAAUAUACAAACGAAUGGUGGUUCUAAUCUAAAUAAUGCGUCAUCGUCAAUUAAUGAAAAACAAACAUUGCAAAAUCAAAAUCAAGGUAAUAAUAAUAGCAAAAUGGAGUCAAAUAAUGUUAUAAAAAAUUCAUCAUUGAGUAGUCCACAAAUUAUGUCACCAACUUCUGGUGUUGCAGUUGAUCAGCAGGUCUUGAAGGUAACAAUUCAUAAAGAUGCUAAUGGAUACGGAAUGAAAGUUUCAGGUGAUAAUCCAGUAUUUGUUGAAAGUGUUAAAACUGGUGGCGCAGCCCAAAAAGCUGGAUUAAUGGCAAAUGAUAUGAUUUUAAAAGUAAAUGGUGUUGAAGUUCGAACACAAAAACAUACAACAGUUGUAAGUUUAAUAAAAUCAAGCGGACAAGUUGAUUUAACUGUUAAAAGAAGCUUAAAAAUGCAUCGUCCAACAUCUUUGGGUAUACAUCAACAGCAAUCAUUUUCAAUAAGUAAUAGAGAUAAAGCAAUAACUGCACCACAACCUGUAGACAAUAAUACACAAAAGAGUGUGGAAUUUAAUAAGAUCAGAACUUUGCAAAUGAUGCUUAAUCAAGAAUUAAGAUCUUUGGAAGAAUUGCGAUCAUCGAAUUCUGCAACUGAUCGUACAGAAAGGGCAAAAACUGAAGCAAAUAUAAGAAAGCUCAAAGAACAAUUAAGGCAAGUUGGAGGUGAAGAAAGUGUAAGACAAUAUAUUCCAACAAAAAUUCCAACAAUGACUACACCAGUUUCAAGUUCAAAUUUCCUUCCAACCACAAACUUAUGUAAUACGCCAUCUCCAAAUAUAAAUCCAGUGCAACAAAUAACAACUCCAACUUCUCAUCAUACAAAUCCAGCGCUUUUAUCACUAUUUCCAAGAUCCUUAUCAUCUUUGAGUCUUGGUACUAAAAAAUUAAAAGAAAAUGAUCCUUCGCCACUUAUAAAUAAUCAAAAAACUCAACAAAAUCAAAACUCUAAACAACAAAAAAUAACACCAACGAAAAAGAAAAAAGAAGAAAGUCGUCUGGCAAAAGAAAAUGCACAAAAUUUGAAAUCAAGAAAAAAUGAAACUUCACCGCCACCACCAUUGCCACAAAGAAAUAUUCCAAGAACUCAAGAGAUAACAAUAAAUGUUGAUGGCAACAAAAGAAAAAGUAAAUCAAAAACAAAAGCUUUAUCAGAUCCAAAAAUGAGUACACAAUUAUUUUUACAAGUUGAAUCUGGUACUGGUAAUGAAGAUGAAAAUGAUUUAUUAAUACCACCACCAUUACCACCAAGACAAAUUGGUAUGAUGGAAGAAUUAAAACAACAGGAUAAUUCAAAUGGAAUACAAAAAGGUGGUCGAUCAUCACAAACAAGUUUAGAAACUUUACUCAGUUAUACAAUGAAUCCAAUGCAUCAAUUUUCAUCUUCAAAUAAAUCAUCUGGAAUACAAAAAUCUCCUCAAAAUAAUUCAAGUAAACAUCGACGUGUUGUAUCAUCACCAGAUAAUUUACAACAAAAAAAUGAUUCUCAUAUAGAUCGUCACAAUAAACCACAUACAAAUUCAUGGGAGCUAUUAGAGAAAGACAAUGCUACUCCACCGGGAACUCCACCACCUCCAUACCCAUCAUCUGGGAAUUUAUCUCAAAUGCAUGCAGGUAUGGAAGAAAUCGAUAAUCAUAUAUUUAUGGAUCAAGCUGCAAGAUUUGGUAGUCCUACGAGACAAGUAUUUGGUAAUCAAAUACAUGCAGCACAACAAUCAUCAGAAGCAAUACAAAAAGAAAUAAUGUCAAUGGAAGAUGAAGAUAUUUCUGAUGAUCAAGAUCUUAUUGUUGAUGAACAUGGUCCAUUUAAUUAUUUGCAACGACUUUUAGAACCAGAAAAUAUGGCACAUUUAGCAGUAUUCUUAAAUUAUGUUAUCUCAAAUUCAGAUCCUGAACCAUUACUUUUUUAUUUAAUAACGGGAAAUUUAUAUAAAGAAGGAACUGUUAAAGAUAUGCGUAAAUGGGCAUAUGAAAUUCAUUCAACAUUCUUAGUACCGAAUGCUCCAUUGGCAUGGUUUACAGCUGAUGAAAAUUUGGUACGUGAAAUUGAUAAUGUUUUACAAAAUGAAUAUGAUAAAGCUGAAAUUUUACGUAAAAUAUUUUGGAAAAGUCGUAAGAAGGCUAAAGAGCAUAUCUGUGAACAAUUAAUUGAUUUUCAACAAAAACGUAAUGCUGGCUUAGGAACUAUUUAUGGGCCGAGUGACAUGGAAUUAAAUGUUGCAAGAGGUGAUAAAGUUAAGGAGCAAAAAGUUUUUGAAGAAACUUUAGUUAGAAAAUUACAAAUUAUGGUUGAUGAAUUGGAAAAGGAAGCUCCUGAAGAAGAUGCUAAGAAAUUAGCUUUAUCUUCAGCUUUAUCAACCGUGCUAAAUCGCUUGUUUAUAACAAGAUCAAAUCCAGGAAGUCCAAUCGGUAAAUUAAAUAAUUUCGUAAGCAGAGAAAAAAGUUUCAAAAAAAUUAUGGGUAAAAACCGAAAACAAAGUGUACGAGGACAUUCAUUUACAUUGCAUCAAUACUAUGAGGUGACGCAUUGUAAUAACUGUCAUGGUAUUAUUUGGGGUAUAAGUCCUCAGGGAUAUCAUUGUACAGAUUGUAAGCAAAAUUUUCAUCGAAAUUGUUUAAAGAAAUUAGAAGAAGAUUGUCCUGGUCCGGUACCACAAAUGCGUAAAGAGCAUUCAGAAAAACAUAAUGAUAGUAAAAUAAGUAAAUUAAUUAUGGGAAAAAUUCGUUCUAGUCAUCACAAUACUUCACAAAAUGAAAGACGAAGUAUGUUUGAUAAAGUUAGUAUAGAGGAAACACAUGAUACCGAAAUUGCUAAUCCAAUGGCUCAUGAAAUAACAGACUGCAGGUCAGAUUUGAUAAAUGUCUCUGUUGGAUCUAGUGGAUUUACUGGUAAUUUAGAAAACAGUGAAAUAGGUAUAUCACCAUUAAGUAAAGCCGAUACAAAUGUAGUAGAUGUACAUCGUUCUACUAAAAGAGAAAGACAAUUGUCAAACUCAGCACCACACUCUGUUAUUCGAUCUGAAUCGUACAAAGAAAGAUUAAGCCAUAAAAGGGAUCGUAAUAAUAGAAGAAAAACAUCCGAUCCUAGCCUAACUAAAACGAACGAUGCUUUAAGUGGAAUUUUAGCACUCGAAAGAUUCUCAGCAAGCUCUAGUUCAAGUUGUGGCAGCCUUUCAUCAGAAAGAGAUAGUCUUCAUAAUAGUCCCAGUUUGUCUCUGGAACAAAUGGGUGCUCACAGUCAACAUUUACAUCAACAACUACAUCAAGGUAUACAUCAGCAUGGACAUCCACAUCUUCCGCCGCCAAGUGGCGUAAACUUUGUAGGACAGUACAUAGAUUACGAUGACGAUGAUGAUUUCGACGAUUGGUCAUCCAACGUUGACCCUGAAAUUUUAGCAACAUUGUCCGAGUACGAAAAGAAACGUCAAGAAAUAAUAAAUGAACUUUAUCAUUCAGAACGCAGUCAUAACAGAAUUUUAAGACUUUUGGACGGGGUAUUUUACAGACCGCUGUUAGAGUCAAAUGUUUUAGGUUAUGAUCAUUUGCAACUAUUAUUCCCUCCAGUUUUAAUGCAAUUGAAAGAAUUGCAUGGUUCGUUUGAAGCAAAAUUAAAAGUACGUAGAUUGGAAGAUAAAAAUGUUGUCAAAUCUGUUGGUGACAUAUUGGCUGAAAUGUUUGAAGGACAAUCUGGUGAAAAUUUAAGAGAUUACGCCGCACAAUUUUGCUCAAGGCAACAAAUUGCUCUCAAAGCUCUUAAAGACAGACGUGCUAAGGAUGAACAUUUACAUCGUUUCCUUACUAAAGCUGAAUCACAUAAAGCAUGUCGCCGUCUUCAACUCCAGGAUCUUCUGCCAGCCGUUUUGCAACGAUUAACUAAAUAUCCAUUACUCUUUGAAAACUUAUAUAAAAUCCAAAGCAAGGAAUACCCUGAUGACGUUAGCGAAGCAGAGGCUAUUAGAAAAUCACUAGAAUCUUCGAAGAAAAUAUUAGUCGACGUCAAUCAGGCCGUAAAAAUUGCCGAAGACACAUACAAAUUAGAAACAAUUCAAAGAAAGCUAGAUAAGUCAAGUUUUGAUAAAGAAACUGGCAAUGAAUUCAAAAACUUGGACUUAACAAAAUUGAAACUUGUUCAUGACGGUCAGCUGGCCAUGAAAAAAAAUCCAGGGGUACCAUUAUAUGGUCUUUUAUUUGAAAAUAUAAUGGUUUUAUUGCAGAAACAUGAUGACAAAUAUAUUUUAAAAUAUUUUCCAAAUAGCACAGCAACAGCUACUAACGAUAAUAGCAAAGGAAUAAGUCCAAUUAUUUAUUUUGAUCAUCAGACAUAUGUUCGACAGUCAGCUGUGGACAAAAAUACCUUUUUCUUACUUGUCACAAAAACAUCACAAAUGUUGGAGCUCAGGGCACCAAGUAGUUCUGAAUGUAAGGCAUGGUUUAAGCAAAUAAGUGACAUUGCAGAAAAGCAUACAACACAUACUCAGCGCUCAAAAGUACAUUAUGACGUAACGGAAGAUACAUCAACUUCAAAUAAUCAUCAUUCCCCUGCUAGAGACACGCACGAAAGCACGCCGGAAUGGAUAGCCAGUCAUUCAAAUAACAAUAUUAGUACAAAUAUAAAUAACAGUCUAAAUAGAAGUGAGUCUCAAUCGAUUUCUGUAUCGAAUUUGCCUUCAGGUGAUGUUUCAAACAAUGAUUCUGUAUCUGAGAAUAAAUGUGAAAGUCAACAAAUAUCAACUGAAGUAACAGAUAAAAUUCAGCUUGAAAUUGAAACUGACAAUGAAGUUGACGAAAGUGCAGUUGUAAUUAAAAGCCAUCAAAAUAUUUAUGAAAAUGACGUUGAAAUUACUCUAACACCGCAACUGCGUUCGGAUCAAUCUGUGGAGAGACUGCGUCAGCUUGAUAAGAUAAUUGAAGAUGCUUUAGCUGAAAAGCAAAAAAUUGUUUGUGAUAUGUAUCGUAUACCAAAUGAACAUUUUGCUGCUAUCGCAGAUAUAGCUAGCCAACCAGAAGCACCAAAAGACUCAGCUGAUAUUAUAUUAGCUGCAUUUUCUCAAGUACAAUCACUUACUUCAAUUUUAACUGAAUAUAUAAAGAAACCUGAUAAUAACAUUGUUAUUUGUAAUAAAUGCCAUCUCUGUCCCCCUGAAUACAAAAAGUCAGAUAUUUUGAAAAAAGACGAUAUUGCAAAAGUAUCAAAUCAAGAAGAGUUUGUAGAACAAAUUGAUAACCAAAAUGAUGUUUCUUUAGAACAAUCAAAGAAUGAAGAUCUGUCUAAUAAUGAUAACAAUGAAUCUGAUUCGCAAAGCAUUUCAGAAAAGUCACCUAUUCCUGAAACAGAAAAUACAUCCACCAAAGAAGAAAGCACAUCAUCAAUAACAGAAACAAAAGAUGAAACUGAUAAAAUUAUUGAAGAUACAAUAUUGCAGGAAGAUGAUGGUUAUUGCGAAAUCGAUCGAUUACGUUUACCUUCAAGUGGUUUUAUAGAACAACCACCACCAAAUUUACCUGAGCCAUCAAGAAAAGUAUGCGCAAUAAAUGCCAAUAGAAUUCUAGAAGAAACAGAGCAGGAUAUUAAAAAUAUUGUUGAUGAAAAAACAAAUUGUGAAUAUCAAAGCAAUGGUGCUAUACCUAAAGAAAAUGCUAACAAAACAUCAAAUGCAGAUGAAAGUGCAAUAAAGAAUUCAGAAUGUAAUACUAAUAAAAAAUUAUUUGGACCAUUAUAUAAAAUACCAAUACCACCUGUGGAACCAUCGAUUCCAUGCUCAGCUAUAUAUGAAAUUGUUUUAGCUUUAAAUUCUCAAAUUUCAUUAUUAUUGCAAAAAAUUAAUGAAAAUGAUCAGGAGCGUGAAAAAUACCGAAAAGAAAAUAAUAAGUUACGUGAAAUUUUAAAUCAAAUGAUUGAGCAUCAACGAAUUGCUGUUGAGAAGAUAGCUCUCGAAACAAAAAGAAAUGAUGAUGACAGAUCAGAUACUGAACCAGCAUUAACGAAAAAUGAGUCGAAAAGUGAAGAAAAUUAAAAUGAAAAAAUUAUGAAAGAACUAAAUAUCAAAAUAUGUAUUUAAUUUUAAAAUCAAACAAAUUAUAUUUGUAUACGUUAUUAUACAUCAACAAUAAUAUUUUAAUAUGAGUUUUUUGGUGUUUGUGUUACAAUAUGCAUUAUGUAUUUGCUUUUUGAAGAUAAGUUGAAAAUGUUUAAUUAAUUUUCCUAUUAUUUCAAUAUUACAAGCAGUAUUUUUAAAAAUCUUGUCUAUUAUUCAUGGAUAUUAAGUUUAAAAAAUUAAAUUUUCUUAUACAAAACUAUAAUUUAUCAUUUUUUUUU
Molecule: messenger RNA, 6691 nt
Organism: Condylostylus longicornis
Lineage: Eukaryota; Metazoa; Arthropoda; Insecta; Diptera; Dolichopodidae
Gene: RhoGEF2
Exons: 5
Coding region: 243-6389 (2048 amino acids)
Biological process (GO): G protein-coupled receptor signaling pathway
Cellular component (GO): cytoplasm
Molecular function (GO): guanyl-nucleotide exchange factor activity; G protein-coupled receptor binding
Source: RefSeq, a predicted model, not a curated record